AUGUCAGGUUCACUGCCUUUCCUGAUGAGUGUACCAAAGACAGAAUAUGGAAGUGUUAUGCCUCGGAAGCCCACAACAGAUGAGCUAAUCCAAGUUUUAGAAGAUGUUAACCUUGGCUACUUAUUAUCUCAGUUUUGUGGUCUGGAUAAUACAUAUGAGUGGUCUAGUGUUCUUUCUCUUGGUGAGCAGCAACGACUUGCAUUUGCACGCCUGCUGCUUUCCAAGCCAUGCUUAGUUCUAUUGGAUGAGUCCACCAGUGCUUUAGAUGAAGCCAAUGAGAUUGAAGCUGCAGGGAUCACAUAUAUGAGCGUUGGCCAUCGGAGUUCCCUUUGUAGAUACCACAACCGGAUCUUACGAAUAUCUGCAAUAGAUCCUAACAACACGCGGUGCAAUUGGAACAUUGAGAUCAUCAAUCAAGACACCACCAUGUAUAACUUGUCAAAUCAGUAGUUCUAGAUGCCUUGGAUGCAAAAUUGCACGGUUUGCUACCUGUGCUUGUCAAGGGUGGCUGUUUUGGAGCAGGGAUACGAAGACAAAAGGAGUUGGGUGUCUUCUUUUUGAAUUCAAUUGAUGUGAUUCCUAUAUCUAUGAAUACAUUCAUGAGAGAAUCAGUGUGACACCUUGCGUACCUCGAGCACAGUAUGAUUAAUUGUAUUUAUUUUACUAGUCGUGGCCUGUUCUUUGUACAAUUUGUUUUAAUGUAUGGGUUGAGUUACUAUGGUUAAAAAGUUAAAAUUUAAGUGAGUUAUUGUGAUUAAAAGUUAAAAUUUAUAUGAGUCAUUGUAAG
Ilex paraguariensis (yerba mate) is the source of this 787-nucleotide messenger RNA. NCBI's taxonomy places the organism in Eukaryota, Viridiplantae, Streptophyta, Magnoliopsida, Aquifoliales, Aquifoliaceae. The record is from the annotation of a GenBank genome assembly.